Molecule: messenger RNA, 578 nt
Organism: Saccostrea cuccullata (small rock oyster)
Lineage: Eukaryota; Metazoa; Mollusca; Bivalvia; Ostreida; Ostreidae
Exons: 4
Coding region: 87-548 (153 amino acids)
Source: RefSeq, a predicted model, not a curated record
CGCAAAGGAGUAGCUGUCUCUCUCAGAUAUAUAUAAAAGAAAUUUUGAAAUAUUACAAUGUUGUCUAGGAUUUAGAAGAUACUGAGAUGAAGUCCAGGGUUCUCCUUGUCGUUUUCUUUGCUGUAUUUAUGAUAGACACUACAAGAGGCAGUAGCCGAUACCGUAUCGUGGAUUAUACCAGUUUUGUCACCAGCUGGACCCAGGCUCGAGAUGAGUGUCGCAGAACCAGAGGUUGGGACCUGGUCAAAAUUGAGAACAGAAACGAAGACCAAGCUCUGAAAACCUUUCUUGCCGGAGAGUGCAAUAUGGGUGGUGACGGUUGGUUUAUCGGCGGACAAUCAGAAAAUGGCGCCUGGUCCUGGGCAGAUGGCUCUGAAAUGAUUUAUAACAGUUUUCCCAUCGAAAGAUCAACAAGCAGGAUUAUCCCUCAAACCGUGGUCAGAAACUUUGCUGUCAUUUUCAAAAGUGAUUUGCAAUGGGGUUAUAUUGCUUCUCGUCCGACCCCUAGGAUGGGAUACAUCUGUGAAAGAACAAUUUGUGAUGCAUGAUGAUUUUUAAUAAAAUAAUAAAGAAAAAAA